AUGAAAGAGACACAGCUUGCAGAGACCUCGAAGCAUGAUGAUGCCAGGCUACAAGCUGCCAAGGAAGAGUGUCAGCAGCUUCGGCAAUCUCUUCUUGCAGCCAGGAAACGCAUCUUAGGCUUGAAUACCGCACUUGCCAAUGUCGCCGAUAGUAUAGGCACAAGCUUAGGUUUGGCGUCUGGAAAUGACAAGGAUCCAGCCCGGUCAGCCAAUGAAGAAAGCGAAGCAUCAGAGAACGAUAGGCACGCUGGUUCGCCGCGAGCAACGAGGUCUCCGACCUUGGAAGACACCAAUGCAAAUGCGAUUGCCAUACAUCUACCUGUCUCCAUAAACGAUAUUUACGACUUAGACACCACCAAUAUGACCGACAUCAGUGAUUCGGCUCUGCACUCUGCAGUCGAACUUUUCCCGUGGGCUACGAAUGUCCCACUCACGGGCUCGCCAGCGAGCUUUGGUGUUGCUGUUACUCAAAGGACGAAUCAGGAAAACAAAACCGACAACAUAUUCGAAGAAUUGGACCGAGCGCAGACCACGGUAUCUCGGCAUGCAGAGUUGGAUAUUGUCGAUAAGCUUACCAAUCUCUCGGAGAUGGAGAUUGCAAACUUUGAGAGAGCAUACCUCCACGAUUCAAGGAUAUCAUCCGAUAGUUAUGUUAUGUCCCCACCGGGAAAUAUCAAUUUUCCUUCCGUUUUCUCAGGGCAUUUGGCAGCUUGCGAGUAUUUCAUAAAGCAAAGCAAAGCUUACAAACAACGGCGUAGUAAGGGAGGCAGUGAAAGGUAA
Exophiala bonariae is the source of this 780-nucleotide messenger RNA. RefSeq lists its product as uncharacterized. The transcript has 2 exons. The record is from RefSeq and is a predicted model, not a curated record. NCBI's taxonomy places the organism in Eukaryota, Fungi, Ascomycota, Eurotiomycetes, Chaetothyriales, Herpotrichiellaceae. The coding region runs from base 1 to 780 and encodes 259 amino acids.